CGAAACCACUGGAGCAAGUUCUCCGUGGUUCUCUGCGCGGACGGCGGCGCGAACAGACUGUUCGACAGUGUUCGCGAGAGAGAGAAGCUAGUUCCCCACACAAUAUGCGGCGACUUUGACUCUGCACGACUAGCCGUCCUGCAAUACUACCAGCAGAGAGGGUCCCGUGUCGUGAAGGUGGAAGAUCAGGACACCACAGACUUCGACAAAGCCAUGAGACAAGCAUUGGAUCUGAGGCGAAAAGGAGAUGUCGCAUUCUCCAGUAUUUAUGCAAUGAACGCUCUUGGAGGGAGGUUUGACCAGACUCUUGGGAACCUGCAGACUCUGUUUAUGUUCCAGACAGAUCUGGAGGGUACUCCUCUCUACCUUCUCUCAGAGACCUCUAUUGCAGUCCUCCUGUCUGCUGGAGAGAGUGUUGUGUCAGUCGACUCUGGACUGGAGCGAGUGGAGUGUGGUCUCCUGCCUUUAGGAGAGAGCUGUGGCAGCUGUUCCACCUCUGGCCUUCGCUGGAACCUCUCCAGUCAGGCCAUGAGGUUUGGAGGUCUAGUCAGCACCUCAAACCAACUGCUGCCUGCUCGACCUCCUGUACACAUCACCGCCUCAUCCCCCCUCCUUUGGACGAUGUCACACUCUCUGUGA
This is a messenger RNA of Geodia barretti, 639 nucleotides long. NCBI's taxonomy places the organism in Eukaryota, Metazoa, Porifera, Demospongiae, Tetractinellida, Geodiidae. The record is from the annotation of a GenBank genome assembly.